Owenia fusiformis is the source of this 1973-nucleotide messenger RNA. The record is from the annotation of a GenBank genome assembly. NCBI's taxonomy places the organism in Eukaryota, Metazoa, Annelida, Polychaeta, Sabellida, Oweniidae.
AUAUCGCCUGCUUGGAAGCAGAAGGGGCUAUAUGCAUUUUUUUAAGAAAAUGAGAUUUUUACACCAUCAGAAGCAGAUACAUCAUAUCUACCUUGUGUAGAAAUAUCUAAGUAGUUUGAUGAUUAAUAAAAGAGUUAUUUUGUUUUUUAAAAAGGCCUAUGUGCUGAUAUGCUAUUUCUCUAUAAGCUAUAAGGGGCUAUGUGCAUAAUUACAAUGCAAGAAGGUGUUAUCUGUCAUAUAACACCUUCUGGUUUUCUGUUUCUGGCUACUGCUACAAGAGGAUCACUGAAGUAACCUGAUGCCACUAGGUCAGUUUACAAGCCUAUCUCACUGACUUCCAUUCAGCUCAUGUUACAACAUCCAAUGAUAUCACCUAACAAAUAGCCUACAAUGGUUCUAAUCUAUCCAUGUACAUCUCCCCUUGUGAAUCACAUGUUUUUUGCUUGUCUGGUGUAAAAUUAGAUAAAUAAGGUAAGUUUUACACUUUUAUUUUGUACAAUAUAUAAACAAUUAUUUAACUUACAAAGAUAAUAUCCUAUUGCAUCUCAUUAUACUCAUUAUAAAAAAGGGCAUGACGUUUAUUGUACCAAUACCAUAGGCAUAGCCCCCCCCCCAAAUAAAUUAUAUUUUGAUUUUAAUUUAAAUUAUAAUUAUUUUCCUGUUUAUUUGAAGCAUACAAUAUGUUACGUUUGUUUUUUAGUUGAGAAAUGGAUACGGUUGAUAUGGAUAUUUGGUCCGAUGACGAAGCGUUUGCAAAUAUUGAUCUAGAGCAAUACAAUUAUGAGAAUACGAUCCCUGGUUGUUUGGAAAAAACAGGUCCAGAUAAAUUGGAACAGACAUCUACUGAUCAUGUUUACAAUGUCCAAGACCGUGUGAACCAGAUAGCCCCUGAUUGUGUGAACCAGAUAGCCCCUGAUUGUGUGAACCGGAUAGCUCCUUAUCGUGUGAACCAGAUAGCCCCUGAUCGUGUGAACCAGAUAAACCCUGAUUGCGUGAACCAGAUAGCCCCUGAUUGUAUGAACCAGAUAGCCCCUGAUCGUGUGAACCAGAUAGCCCCUGAUCGUGUGAACCAGAUAAACCCUGAUUGCGUGAACCAGAUAGCCCCUGAUUGUGUUAACCAGAUAGCCCCUAAUCGUGUGAACCAGAUAGCCCCCGAUCGUGUGAACCAGAUAAACCCUGAUUGCGUGAACCAGAUAGCCCCUGAUUAUGUGAACCAGAUAGCCCCUGAUCGUGUGAUCCAGAUAGCCCCUGAUCGUGUGAACCAGAUAGCCCCUGAUCGUGUGAAUCAGAUAAACCCUGAUUGCGUGAACCAGAUAGCCCCUGAUUUUGUGAAUCAGAUAGAACCUGAUUGCCUGAAACAGAUAGCCCCCGAUUGGGUUAACCAGAUAGACCCUGAUUGUAUAGACCCUGAUUGCGUCAACCAUAUAGACCCUGAUUGCCUGAACCAGAUAGCCCCCGAUUGCCUGAACCAGAUAGCCCCCGAUUGCCUGAACCAGAUAGCCCCCGAUUGUGUGAACCAGAUAUCCCAAGAUUGUGUGAACCAGAUAGCCCCUGAUUGUGUGAAGAAGGCAGCUCCUGAUCAUGAAUUAGAUAUAACCCCCAAUGUCCUUGAUACAUUGUUUAAUCCACCCGGCUGGGAUCAGAACAUAAAUCUACCAACCUUCGCAGGAAACCAAGAGAUGAAACCUGGAUGGUCUACAGAAGAUGACACACCAUUGAUAAAUCUAAAGCCAGUGCAUCUCGACGGGCCUUCAGAAUGGGACACAGAGGAUGAAAGACCAUUAGUCACCAAUAAAUACAUAGGAAUUGAAGAAAUGAACAGUGAAUCAGAGGUUAUUGAUGAUGUGGACGCUGACUCUAGUUUUAAUCCAACUCCUGCUGACAUUAACUCAGAUGAUUCUGAAGCAGAUAUGUUACUGUCUUUGUGUGUGAAAAAACGCAAAAGCACUUUAAAGUCACGAGACAAAGGGUGA